GGGACCCCACAGAUUCUUCCUCCUCUUGCAGUCACUGCUGCUCCUGCUCCAGCCUUGCUGCACCGCCAUGCAGCCACAGCACUUCCUCCUCUUCCUCUCUCUCCCCUUCCUCCUCCCGGGAUCUGGGCAGACCCAAAGGACCUUCCCAUCCCCAUCCUCUCUUCCUGCAGAGCUGCAGGUUUACCGACUGCUCCAGACCAGCCUCUUCAACGACAGCUCUGCCGAGGUGUUCGCAGUGGCACUCCUGGGGGACGUGGCCAUCUACGUGAUGGAUCCUGCUGACUGGAGCAUCCACUACCGCUGGCCCUGGGCCCGUCAGGCUGCAUCUGAGGGCGAUGUGGUGAAGAUCAAGUCCCACUGGAAACUCUUUAUGCGCAAUAUGAUCCAAUAUGUGCGUGAAUUGGCCCAUAAAAUGCAAGUGGACUACCCAUUGGUGAUCCAGAUCCAUGCAGGCUGUGUGCUGCACCCCAACGGGACGAGCUGGGGAUUCAUUGAUGUUGGGGAGGGCGGCGAAGACCUCAUAGCUUUCAAGAUGGAGAAGAAGCAGUGGGAGCCCCAGCAGCAGUCCCUGUUCGCAGACCUGGUCAAUGAGUCCCUCAACAGCAAAAAGGCCAUCACGGGGCUACUGGAGCACAUCCUUUCUAUCUCCUGCCCGAGCCAUGUCCUCAGCCUGUGCAGCUACGGGAAGGCAACUCUAGAGAGACAAGUGCCGCCCGUGGCCACGGUCUUUGCCCGCACACCCAGCCCAGCCCAGCUCCUGCUUGUUUGCCGCGUCACUGGCUUCUACCCACAGCCCAUCAGCGUGACCUGGCUGCGGGAUGGCCAGGAGGUGCCACCAGGCCCAGAGCUCAACACCAGCGCCAUCCUGCCUAAUGCUGACCUCACCUACCAGCUCCGCAGCAUCCUGGUCGUGGCACCACAGGAUGGGCACAGCUAUGCCUGCCGUGUGCGCCACCGCAGCCUGGGCAGCCGCAGCCUCCUCAUCCCAUGGGAAAACCACAGUUCUAGUCCAACCAUUAGCAUCGUCAUCGCAGUGCUGCUCCUUGUGGUGGCAGCCUAUGCCAUGGCCAUUUGGUGGUGGAAGCGCAGGAAAGGUGAGGAGGCCACAUAGGAGACCCAACAAUUCAUCAUUUGAAGCCUGGCUGACUGCCCAGCAAUGAGGCCCCCACCACUGGCUCUCUGUAUUCAUCUCAACUUGCAACCGUGACCCAUCAGCACCAAAA
Molecule: messenger RNA, 1223 nt
Organism: Cuculus canorus (common cuckoo)
Lineage: Eukaryota; Metazoa; Chordata; Aves; Cuculiformes; Cuculidae
Product: T-cell surface glycoprotein CD1b-3
Exons: 6
Coding region: 68-1111 (347 amino acids)
Biological process (GO): antigen processing and presentation, exogenous lipid antigen via MHC class Ib; immune response; antigen processing and presentation, endogenous lipid antigen via MHC class Ib
Cellular component (GO): external side of plasma membrane
Molecular function (GO): exogenous lipid antigen binding; endogenous lipid antigen binding; lipopeptide binding
Source: RefSeq, a predicted model, not a curated record